This is a messenger RNA of Microdochium trichocladiopsis, 3970 nucleotides long. RefSeq lists its product as uncharacterized. The record is from RefSeq and is a predicted model, not a curated record. The coding region runs from base 36 to 3539 and encodes 1167 amino acids. NCBI's taxonomy places the organism in Eukaryota, Fungi, Ascomycota, Sordariomycetes, Xylariales, Microdochiaceae. Gene Ontology annotation, molecular function: metal ion binding. The transcript has a single exon.
GUCCUGCUUUCACUGCCGGAGCUCAAGGACCACAUAUGUACAAUGGCAAGCAAUCACCAGCCCCCAUCUCGCAACAGGGGACUUUUCAAAACCCGCAACCGGGCACCUAUGGUGCCAAUGGGUAUCCGCAAGGUGCCCAUCCAAAUCCGAGCACACAAAUGAAUGCUUCUCCAGGGCAUUGUUUCCAACCAUUCGUGCCUCCGCAGCAUUCUCAGGCUCAGGAAGGUUCUGGUAUUGCUCAGGAUCAGUCACACGUCCCCCAGGGCAAGCGUACCAUCACACCGGCCUCAGCAAGUCCCCAUGGGCCUGGCGGACAACCGUAUAAUACCCUCCAGCCUUAUGGACAAAUCCAGCCUCAACCCCAACCCACCGCCCCCAUAGUCUUCCAGGCUGUGCCCAACCACCCACACCUCACAGUCUCAUCAGCGCCAGUCAGAUAUCGAGCCAAAGCAGGUCGAGCGGAAGCCGUGUUUACGCCAGUUGAGCAUGUCUUCAAGACCGAACCACCCAAGCCGAAAACUGCGGGCACACGCAAGACCUCGUCCACGAAGGAAGCAGAAGCCUCAUCAAGCUCGGAGAGUGAGGAGGAAGAGGAGGAUGGAGAGACCGAAUUGGACCGUGAAGCUGUCAAGAUCAUGAUCAAGAUGGGGGUUCCCAAGAACACUCCUGAGGCUGUGGAACAACAAGUGGUCCAAAGGGUGUGGCAAGACCAACAUACUGCUUACGACAAAGACAAGACGUCCAAGGCCAUCCAGUGGUUUGGCACGUUUGUUGAUGGCUUCUGGGUUGAAGUUAAACGACUCAAGGACAGCCUCAAGACGGCCGAAGAGAAUGGUGAGAAGGACAAAAUUCCUUCUCUGCAGGCUGCGGCGCGUCGUCAGAAUGAAAUGAUGCAUACCGCCAUUCAAACAGCAGAGAGGUUUGGCGAGGAGUAUCUUGUUUCCAACAUGGGUGGGAAUCGGAAGCUCUGCACAAUCAUGAGAAAUGCGUUGGCCAAUUGCUUCACAACAAAGGACUUCACCGGGCCCUACCCGCGUGUUCUUCUCAAACUCAUGUCCCGAUUCACAACCAUCGACACAGAAUUUCUGUCAAAGCUCAAGCUCGACGCUCUCCGAACAAAAUAUGGCGAGCAGAUUGACAGCGAGAUGAAGGGAUACAUCGAUCAGAUCAUAAAGAAUGCGAAAAUCCGUGAUGAGAAGACGAAGCCAUCCGAGGCCAACAAAGAGCCGAAGAAGGCGGCAACCAGGCCGCUCUCAGCGGAUCCAGCAAAGAAGCCAUUACCCCCAAGCUCAGGCGCGCCAAAGGUCCAGGCGGUGAAGAAGGAAGUCGAAACGAAGAAGCUCGCGCCUGAGAUAAAAAAGAUCGACUAUUCAGGCCUGGGAUCUGCCCGAAAGCUUCCGAAUGGUGCACCCAAGCCCGCCAUCAAUGGUUCACCCAUCAAGAGACCUCGCGACGAUGAUCCUGAUUCACGAACCGCUAAAAAGGUUGCGGUGGAGGGAAGUGCUGGCGCGCCGACGACUAAAGCCUCCAAUGCCAACGUGUCCGCACCAGCUGGCCCCGGGGCACAGCAAGUGACUGCUUCGGCCAAGCCCAAGCCUUCCGCAACGAUACUGCCCGGCAAGUCACGGACAAUUGUCAAGCCCGUUACAAAGAGACCCGAGCCUGCAGCACCCAGCGCGUUCUCCAGUAUCAGCGGUCUUCUGGCAGAGAUUGCCAAACCCAAAGAGGCGCCAAAGGCUCGGGAAGAACCCGAACGUGCGCCAGAGACACCCGAAGAGACAGCUCGCCGACUCCGGAAAGAGAAGCGUCGCAAGCUUCGCGUUGUGUGGAAACCAGACGACCAGCUCGAGGAAGUCCGGAUCUUCACGCACGAUGCAGCAGAGGACGAGGGACGUGGAACCAAUAUGUUGCGUGAUGCUCGGGACAACCGCUCCGAGGGACAGAUGCUGAAAAUGGGUAUCCGGGAUGACGAGGAUGAUGCCGAGGACGAUGGCAAGCCUCGCGAAAGUAGCCUACGGGAAUGGGUCGUACCCAACAUGAUCAGCUUCGACCAGAUUGGAGAAGCGCAGCGGGAUAAGAGUUUUGUAUCACGUGGUGGUGUUAAGGACAUCAGCUCGGAGCAGAGGAAAUUUAUGGAAGAGUACGAGAGCCGAGAGCUGAUGGCCGUCUAUACGACCGCCGCAGAGAUUCCGGAAACACCACGAUCACCGCCUCAGAGAGCCCUGUCUGAGAUGGAAACCACACCCAAGGUUGCCGUUCUGCCGUCAGACACACCAAAGAUGCAGGAAGUCCAUCGCAGAUGGGCAGAGUUUGGCCAAUACGGCCCGGUUGCGGCUCAGCAAUUGGCGCUGUCAAGACUUGGCCUCGAUCAAUCGGGCUCGUCCAAGGCGGCGUUUGAGCAGUCUAGACCGAGCACCGCCUUAGCUCCCGCGCCACGCUUCAUGACCCAAGAAGAGCGCGACGAGGCGGUCCUGACUCUCCUCAGAUCUGACGCCGUCAAGAACUGGAAGGACCCUACACCGUUCGAUCCAGCAAACCCACGGACGCAACGGCGCAACGACUAUGCUGAUCCCAAGCUGCAAGAGGCUGCCGAUGCUAUUGAGGCUGUCUGCGAGAAAUUUCGCGGAAAGCCUUAUCCCCCAACAGAGCCCCCUGAGCACAUCACCGCGCCGGACCGUGCGAGAGAGUGGUGGGCCGGCCACGAGCGCGACGUUGCCUCCAGAGCUGUCAAGGACGCCAAGACUCGUGCCAAAGCUCUGGCGGACGAGCACGCUCGCAAUGCUGCGGUGGCCAAAGCUGCCCAGGAAGCUCAAGCGGCAGCACAGGCUGCCGCCCCUGCUGCAGGCUCCAAUGAUAUGGCGGCCUGGGCUGCCUAUUUUGCUCAGGCGCAGGGCCAACAGCAACAGGGCCAGUCCCAAGAUCCUGCUUAUGCUGCGAUCCUUCAGCAAGUCCAAGCACUUCAGUCCGGCCAACAACAGCCCGCACAACCAGCUCAGGCGACCGCCAACGACGUGCAGUCUCUCUUGGCCGCUCUCGGCGGGCAGACGGCAUCUGCCAGCCAGCCUCAAGGCCCUGUCGAUCCUGCCGCAGCAGCUUGGGCCGCGCACUACCAGAAUCAGACCCAAGCACAGACUCAGGCACAGCCAGAUCAGCAAGCAGCGUGGGCAGCCUACUAUGCUCAAUUUGGCGCGCAGGCACCAGGCAGCAGCAACAACAACAACGCCACCUCUCAGGAGCAGAAUGCUUCCGGCAGCAACCACCCAUCAAGGCAGCACGAGCAGUACCGCGACCACGAGAAUGACCGCAAUCCCAGACACCACGACAACUUCUCGCGCGACCGUGACCGUGCCUCGCGACACCACGGCGGGAAAGACCGCGGCGGCGGCAGUGGCAGUGGUGGUGACAGAGGCGGUGCGGCCGCCCAUAAAGGCAUCAACCGCGCCCUUAUCGGCACCAAGCCAUGCUCGUUCUGGGCCAAGGGCUUGUGCGCAAAGGGCGAUCAGUGUACUUUCCGGCACGAUCCGAAUGAUCUGAAGUGAUUGUGCACCGCAAAAGGAGCGUUGCUUUCUCGCAAGCAGCAAUGGUAUUCAGGGGCGUAAAGUGGGCAGGACGCGACUCACUUGUAAUAUUGUCCGAUCCACGCCAAAAAAAACACGAAGAGAUACGCGGGAACAGGGAAAGCCAGCAGCAGCAUACCUUGAAAUAUCAAACCUUUCAAGCAGGCGUUCUUGUGGUUGUACCAUCUGAAAUUUUGAUAGCUACCACUUCUUCUCGUUUUUCUUUCUCCUUCUUUCUUUUCCUUCUGUCAAAAUACACAAUAGCAUGCAUGGGUGGAUGGAUGAAUGGCCUGGCGGGUAGAAAGCAAGACUCUGAGCACCUGUGAAGGAAGGGAAAAUGAAGAUUAGCUGGCGCAGCUACUGGCUGCUGCUGUACAAAUGAAAAAAAAUUGACACAAAUGAACCGAUCGUGC